Messenger RNA from Plasmodium inui San Antonio 1, 237 nucleotides. RefSeq lists its product as hypothetical. Bases 1 to 237 code for a protein of 78 amino acids. The record is from RefSeq and is a predicted model, not a curated record. Lineage: Eukaryota; Apicomplexa; Aconoidasida; Haemosporida; Plasmodiidae. The transcript has a single exon.
AUGGACAGGCCAAGCAAUUCCAGCACGAAAAGCCAUAUGCCCACCGAGUCCAAAACAAUAAACCACCGGUACCAGCACGUCUGGACCUCGGACGAAGCGCUUUCCAAAUUGAGACUCAAAAUCAACAGGUACAUCAACGAACAAGAAGGGGAUCAAACGAGACACAAGAAUGGAAACAUCAGAACAGAGGAGAACAUUAAAAAGAACCUGAAGACGUUCGAACGACAACUAAAGUAA